Molecule: messenger RNA, 1881 nt
Organism: Oryza sativa Japonica Group (Japanese rice)
Lineage: Eukaryota; Viridiplantae; Streptophyta; Magnoliopsida; Poales; Poaceae
Source: RefSeq, a predicted model, not a curated record
UGCAUGGGCCCAAAAUCGAAUCUGUCGCCGCCGAUUCAAGUUUGGGUGUGCACACACAGUUUCCCGCGCGCGCGACCGUCGUGGCCGACCGGGCAGGACGCCGGCGUCACCCGCUCCUGACGCCGCUCGCUGCCAAAGCCGAUGCACAAUCUUUUUGCCUCUCCACGACGCUAGCCGCCAAUGCGUGGAGGCAGAGAGUGGCUCGCUCCGUCUGCCAAUCCUCCCCCAAAGCGGAAGGUGGCAGACCCUUCUUUUUCACCGCGCUCCUUUUUCUUUUUCCCUUCAGGGCUCGACCACCUCGCCCUCCGCCUCUUGGAGAGAGGUCCUUCCCCCUCCCUUGACCGAGUCCGCGCCAGCUAGACUUCCAUUCCUCACCAAGCCUCCUCCCGGAGCCUCCGUUCUCCACUUGGAUCUUCGCAUAACCUCGCGGCCUUCAGAGCUAGCUACAGCCCGGGCUGUUUUCUCGUCCCCCGUCCCCGGCCAGACCGCUCGUCAUGCCGGAGGAGCCGGCCGCGUGAUCCAGCUGCUGGGAGCUCCCGCGCGCGACGCCCCCCGUCUUCCUCUUCUCCGGCCUUGCUUCGCCCCUCUUCCGUCACGGCUAGUUGCACAUGGCUGACCCGAACAACAACAGGCGUCGACCCAAUCUCCUCACCGGGGGCUGCAGCGCAGGCAAACAAUACUUGGCUAGUAAAACGGCCCCGUCCAUUUUCAGUGUCGAGGUGGCCGUGCGUCAUGAGAAGCAGAACAACUUGAAAGCUAUGAGGAAAUACGUGGCGUUGACAGACAAGGCAACAGAUGUGAUGGAUACGGGGGUGCCAACAGAUGAACUUACUAUUAAGAGACGACAACAGACUGGAUUUGUCGUUCACAGUAGCGACACACAGUUGUUUAUCCUGACUACAGCCCAUGCAGUUGAUUGUGUGUUCAAAAAAGGGGUGCACCAAGUCACUGCUGAAGAGCUCAACUUGGUCUUCCUGUUUGGUGUGGCCUGUACUCAUCACGAGGCGCAGAUUCAGGCAGAUUACCCUGAUGGGAAUGUAUCUGAGCUGUUGAGAUCAUAUUGCGAUGCGCAUGUGGUAGCCCUUGACAUUGAGAAGGAUCUUCUUCUUCUUGCAGUAACAAAGGACGAGCUGUGCUUGCAAGACGUAGAUGUUGGUGGGGUGUUUGUCCCAUGUUCCAGUGAUCAUCCUAUCAUUCACCUGGCCGAUUUGCCUCCUGAGCAGAGUGAUCUAUCCCUUUUGCAAGGUUGGCCGCCUCUCCGCGCCAAUUCUUCGAUUUGGGGUUCCGUAAGCUAUCUAGAGAGACCUUACGAUGUUCUCACAAGUUGCAAUACCAAAGGUUACACUAUGAAACUUACGGAGUUUCAUGAAUUUGACUGUGCCAACGGGUUUUCUGGAGGGCCGGUUAUAAAUGGUGAUGGUCAAUGUAUGGCGGUAUUUCACGCAGUGAUGGUGGAUGCUAAAUGUGGGUAUGCAAUUUGUUUGGAGGAUGUCAGAGAGUUUCUUACCAAUGCAUUGGAAAACCUGCAGCUUCUUGAGGACAAUGAGGAUGGAGAUGGUGGGCAUGCAUGACGAUGGGUAGGAUGCCACAGUUGAGUAGAUGCCUCAUUUUGUCUGUUUAAGUAAAGUUCUUACUAAAUUAUUAUCUGCAUAUAUACUUAUUCAAGCAUAUUGCGCUCUAACAAGCGGUUUCACUUUUCAGGUCUUGGAAGAAUACUUACUAGCCAAGAAUUAACCCUUUAAAUUAAGUUUUGCGAUAUCUUAGACCACAGUGGCAAGUAAAGUACCAGUCAAUGACCUACCUUUGGAUUUUUGUAAGCCUUAUUUAGCAGAGAGCUAGACUAUUCUCUUUACUCUUUAAUUGACUACUACUCUCUCCUUA